AUGGAAACACAUGAAAGCUCUGAAAUGUCUGAGCUGGGGUUGUAUAGAAGUGGGGGGGAGGGCGUAACUCUAACUGCCAGGGCAGGAGGGGAGCCGGGGCACAGAGAUAACGCUCCUGUGACUGCACCCGCCAACCCCCGCAUCAUCCGAGUCACGGUGAAAACCCCUCAGGUGAAGGAGGAGUUUGUGGUGUCGGAGAACAGCACCAUCAAGCAGUUCAAGGAGGAGAUCUCCAAGCACUUCAACUGCCAGACCAGCCAGCUGGUGUUGGUGUUUGUUGGGAGGAUUUUGAAAGACCAGGACACGCUCAGGCAGCGGGGGAUCCAGGAUGGGAUCACUGUCCACCUUGUCAUCAGGACUCAGAAGAGACCCCAGGACAAUCCGCUUCCUCACGUGUACGUGGCCAGGAACGUUGCUCCCCCCCCAGCGCCGUCCGGCAUCACCCCCGCCCACAGCAGCGCCUUCGAUCCAAGCAUGUGGGGCCUGGGUGUGAACGUCUCCAGCACGGAACUGCAGAGCCCAAUGCAGCUUCUGGCCAGCUCCGAGAUGAUGGCCCGGAAGGUGGAGAACCCGUUUAUCCAGAGCAUGCUUUCCAACCCCGACUUUAUGAGGCAGCUGAUCAUGGCCCACCCGCAGAUGCAGCAGCUAGCCCAACAAAUCCCAGAGAUCAGCCGCAUUCUCAACAAUGCAGACAUCAUGAGGGAGAUGCUGGACAUUGUUCGGAACCCAGAAAUGAUGCAGGAGAUGAGGAGUCAAGACCGAGCCUUGAGCAACCUGGAAAACAUCCCAGGCGGGGACAAUGCCCUGCGGUGCGCCUUUGCCGAGCCCCAGGAACCAGUGCUGAGUGCCGCCCAGGAGCAGUUUGGAAACCUUCCCUUUGCUAUGCUGGUGAGGAAUCCCUCCUUGGAGGGUGUGGGCGGCCAGCCGUCUUGCAUAGCUCACAGAGACCUGUUGGCUCCUCCCUCCGUCUCCCAGAGCGCCACUAGCGUCUGCACCAACAGCACCUGCGGGGACCUGGACAGUGGGGUCACCAACCCUCACGGGGGGAGCUCUUCUGUGCCCAGACUGUUCACUGCAGGGGGGAUUCAGAGCCUGGUGCAGCAGAUCACCGAGAACCCCCAGCUGAUCGUGAACCUGUGCGCGUCCUACACCAAGUGCAUGAUGCUGUCGCUGAUACAGAACGCUCAGCUGGCAGCGCAGCCCAGCUUCUCGGCCGAGAGCCCCCAGCACCAAGAAGCAGUGACCCAGCAGCUGCCCAAUGUCUUUCAGCAGAUCCAGAACCCUGAGAUGUUGGUGGCCAUGUCCAACCCGAAAGCCAUGCAAGCUUGGCUGCAGAUUGAGCAGGGGCUGCAGACCCUGGCAGCAGAGGCCCCUGUCCUUCUGCCGUGGUUUACCCUCCGCUUGUGGGGACUGGGAAAUUCUGGGAGCUCUGUAAGUGCAAAAGGCCCCAGCCCUGCACCCAGUGAAAUAUCACACCUAGCGCCGGCGGCGUCUGAGCCGGGACACCAACAUCUAAACAUGCUGCGGAUGCUGAAAGUUCUUCCUGGAACGAAUCCUCAGCACUUACAAGCACCAGAAAUCAAAUUUCAGGAAGAACUGGAGUAGCUGGAAUCAAUGGGCUCCUUGAACCGUGACGGGAAGGACAUAGCAACCGGAGAAGAUAUCAGCACAACCGUGGGAAGAUAG
This is a messenger RNA of Dermochelys coriacea (leatherback sea turtle), 1686 nucleotides long. RefSeq names its product ubiquilin-1-like. Gene Ontology annotation, molecular function: polyubiquitin modification-dependent protein binding. Gene Ontology annotation, biological process: ubiquitin-dependent protein catabolic process. Lineage: Eukaryota; Metazoa; Chordata; Testudines; Dermochelyidae. Gene Ontology annotation, cellular component: cytosol. The record is from RefSeq and is a predicted model, not a curated record.